This is a messenger RNA of Zerene cesonia (dogface butterfly), 1815 nucleotides long. Its product is annotated as zinc finger protein 26-like. The record is from RefSeq and is a predicted model, not a curated record. Gene Ontology annotation, cellular component: nucleus. Gene Ontology annotation, molecular function: zinc ion binding. Lineage: Eukaryota; Metazoa; Arthropoda; Insecta; Lepidoptera; Pieridae. The coding region runs from base 159 to 1736 and encodes 525 amino acids. The transcript is spliced from 6 exons.
UUUUCAUAUUUGAUAUCUAAUGUCAAUGUUGUGGUUGUUAUUGUUUUAAAUAGGGUCCUAAAACCAUAUACUGUAUUGUAUAAAUUGAACAAUCUUUAACUAAAAAUAAAAUAAGACUGCAAAUACCGUUGCACAUUCAAAAUAAACAAAUUUCUGACAUGGCGGCUGAGAGCGAAGUGUUUAAGUUAGAGAAAGAUCUGUGUAGGUGUUGUCACGCCGAAGGGAAUUUCCAUAAGUUAUUUGAGCCUUCGCAACAAGAAAACUUCUGUGAUAUGUUAAGAAAUUGUUUUGAUAUGAACAUUACACCAGUUACAGGGAAUUUAAGUGAUGUCACAAAUGCAAUAUGUCCAGAGUGUGUCGUCAAACUAAAAGACGCCAGCUCGUUUAAAAGACAAGUUCAACAGUGCGAGGAGAAAUUCUACGAUCUUUAUUAUAAGAACGCUUUAUUUGACAACUCCUACAAAGGCACUGCGCCUACAGUGAAAGAAGAAUUAGACAUAGAUUUUACAACGCUCGAAGAUGAAAAAAAGCAAUGUUCCGAUAUAAAAAUGGAUACUGGUGAUAACACAGAAGACGAGAUGCAUUUGAGCGAUUUGAAGAAGGUGAAGCCGAAAGCUAAAGUUAAGAAUAAAAAGUGUAAGAAAAUCACGCAGGAAGGCUGUGAAGAUAAAUCGAGAAAAGACGUGGAAAAACCAUCCGACUACCGCACAUCCGACAUUCGUGACAUCGUCAAGUUGAUCAUAAUGUUUUCAACGGCUACCCCCUUCCGGUGGUCAUACAGCAAGUACAUGUGUUUCUUCUGCGACCGUGUGUUCACAAAGUUCUCAGAACUGAAGCAGCACCACUACGACCACUACGAGAUAAAACUGGACAGUUCCCUGCGCUCCAUAACCACGGAGACGAAAGUGAAGUUCGAAGUCAGCCAGCUAUCCUGCAAAAUAUGCCCGAAGGACAUGCAAACGUUGGACGAUCUGCUCGAUCACAUCACUAUAACGCACAAACAGGGGUACAAUAGCGUUGUGCGAUGCUCGAUAUUCGCCUUCCGUUUGACGGACACGGAAGCGCCGUGCCAGCAGUGCGACCAGACGUUCUCGUUCUUCGGCAACCUAUUGUCCCACGUGUACAAAAACCACCUGGGCACCGGGCAGUUUCUGUGCGACAGUUGCGGCAAAGGGUUCCCGACGAAGUUCAUGUUGAAGAAGCACGUGCGUUUGGAGCAUACGAACGCGGACUACGUGUGCCAAACGUGCAAUAUGUCGUUCAAAACGCACGGCGCAUUUUCCUACCAUCGUAUCACCCAUAAGGGCGACUUCAAUUGCGCCCAGUGCCCCGAGAGAUUCCCCAGCUGGUACCUACGGAAGCGGCACGUCGCGUUCGCGCACGACAAAUCGCUGCAGAUCGCGUGCGAGCUGUGCUCCAAGACGUUCGUGAAAUACAACUCGCUGAAAUGGCACCUGAUGUCCGUGCAUCACAACGAUAAACCGUUCGCGUGUGAUCUGUGCGACUUCAAGUGCAUCAACAAGACGUAUUUGAAACGGCACAUGGUCAGCCAUUCGGAUACGCGGCCGUUCCAGUGCCACGUGUGCGUGAAAGCGUUUCAGAGGAAGGAGCACCUCGAGACGCACGUGCGUAUACAUACGAACGAUAGGAGAUACGUGUGCAAGGAGUGCGGGAAGGGUUUCGUGCAAAUUGCCGGCUUGAAGGUGCAUUUGCGGGCGCACCACUCGACCGCGUGAUUGUCUAUGGUGUAGUCUAUGGUCGGUGUAGUCUUUGGUCCUAGAGUCUAUGGCUGGCGUAGUCUAUGAUCGGUGUAGU